Anguilla anguilla (European eel) is the source of this 1187-nucleotide messenger RNA. Its product is annotated as lecithin retinol acyltransferase family protein. The record is from RefSeq and is a predicted model, not a curated record. Lineage: Eukaryota; Metazoa; Chordata; Actinopteri; Anguilliformes; Anguillidae. Gene Ontology annotation, biological process: retinol metabolic process. Gene Ontology annotation, molecular function: phosphatidylcholine-retinol O-acyltransferase activity. The coding region runs from base 1 to 657 and encodes 218 amino acids. The transcript has 2 exons.
AUGUUUCCCCUACAGUUUCUGAGCCUGCUAUUCUUUGCCACAAAAGCAGUGGAAGAGGAGGAGAAGUCGAAACGCAAGUAUGACCUCUCCCUUUACAAACGGGGGGACCUGCUGGAGGUGCCCCGGACUCUUUUCACGCAUUUCGGCAUCUAUCUGGGAGACAACAGGGUCGCGCAUCUCAUCCCCGACAUCCUGCCCGCCAUCACCAAGAACCAAGAUGUCAUCAAGGAGAUGGUGACCAACAACCGGCUGGUCCUGGGCGUGCUGGCCAAAAUGGCCAGCGUGAGAGUGGACACCGUGGAGGACUUUGCCUACGGGGCCGAGAUUCUGGUCAACCACAUGGACAAGGCCUGCAGUCGGCCACCAUUUUGUGGCGAAGAGGUGGCAAGGAGGGCCGAGAAGCUGCUGGGGUCCAUAACGUACAGUCUCCUCUGGUACAACUGUGAGCACUAUGUCAUGUACUGCAGAUAUGGCACUUGCAUAAGCUUUCAGACCUACCAGUUCUGUAAAACCGUGAGGAAGAUUGUGUGCUGUAAAAAGAGUGCAUUUCUGACCGCGCUGCUGGGGGUCUGCACCAUGCUCUACCUGGGCGCUGUGACCCCUCUCACCUGGCUGCCCACUCUGCUCGUCUCAUUCACCAUCUGGAUGGCAUCGUAAGCUCGCAUCGCCCCUCUCGGAAAAGAAGAACUCCUAAAAGACUGCUUUCUGCUGUUGUUAUUCUCGUGCUUCUGUGCCCUUGGAUGCAGAAUGCUUGGUGUGGUGUUCUUUUUUUUCCCUUUUUUAAUGUUUUCAGGUAUGCUGGACACAUACCACAUACACAUUUGUGAGAAAAAUUGCAUCCAGUCAAUAACCAAUUCUAUCUAUCACGCUCCAUUACCUGAUGAUAUGUCCCAUACAGUAUCUGAUAUUGGGGGUUGAGGUAAUGAAUGCCCACUGCAGACGAGUAUGUGGCGUUUUAAUGAAAAAGAGAUAAAUUGAAGGUGCUUUCUUGGGCUGAAUCUUGAGCAUAAUUAGAAUCUAUGCUGUAUAUCUUGUAUAAAUCACAGGCUUCAUCCUCUUUUGAAAAACAAGUGUAUUUAAAUGUCAUAUCAAGUCACAGGUGAUAUCUGGUAAAGCUACUGAAUGGUUUUGAAUACACAGCAAAAUGUUCCUGUCAUUGAAAAAUUCCACUGAAUUUCCCGAUGUUG